Dimorphilus gyrociliatus is the source of this 1063-nucleotide messenger RNA. The record is from the annotation of a GenBank genome assembly. Lineage: Eukaryota; Metazoa; Annelida; Polychaeta; Dinophilidae.
AAUGGGCGUUUUCAACAGCCCCCCAAAAAAGAGCAUCCCACUAGAAUUUACGGAAGCAAAGACAAUUGCUCUUACUGGAAUAGAAUACCAUUUUCGCAAUCUCGACAAGUCGAGAGCAAACGAAAACCGCUUUCAUAUGAAUGCUUUAAUAUCUAAGAGUAUAAACUGUAAGGAUGACAAUGAAUUGAAAUUUUUGGUGUGCGAACAGUCGCUUUAUAACCAGAAUAAGAACACUGAAUGGAAUUACAAUGUAUUAUCUUUACCAGAAUCCUCUAAUUGUCCUUUAGAACUUUUCACUUGUCAAACGUACAAGUUUUGCGUAAGUAUGCUAGAUAUUUGUGAUGGUGACAAUGAUUGUUACGACGGAAGCGAUGAGAGAGAUUGUUUAAGCAUGUACAAGUUUGUUUGUAAAAGUGGACAACAAAUAUCUGCCCAAUUUGUGUGUGAUUUUUCUGCUGAUUGCGAUGAUAAAUCUGAUGAAUUAAACAGUAAAAGAAAUUACCAAAACAGUCAUCUUACUACAAAUCAAUUAUUUAUAUGCCAAAAUGGUCAAAAGAUACCGAAAAUCUACGAAUGUAAUAAUGUUAGAAAUUGUUAUGACAAUAGCGAUGAAAGUAGUCAAUGCGAAGAAAGAUGCGAGACUGGCACAUUUUGUGAAAAUUACUGUGUGCGAAAAGAAUUUAAAUGCGAUUUUCAUCCUGACUGCACUGAUUUAUUAGAUGAAAGUGUAGUUAAAUGCGAUGAUCGAAGUUUAUAUACUGAACAAUUCUUGGAGAGAAUUAAAAAACUUCCACCAACAACUGCCUAUUGUACAUUGGAAUACGAUUCAUUUGGGAGGAUAGUAACAAGGGCCGGAUUCCCUUUGUAUCAAUUAAGUCAUUGCGCAAAUGUCACAUGUAAAAUUGGAGAAUAUAAAUGUCAAAAAAAAGGUUUUUGUAUCCCUUUGGAUAAAGUUUGUGACAAAGUAUUCCAUUGUUUGGAAGGAGAUGAUGAAAUAAAUUGCGGUAUUGUAUUAUUAUAGGCCUAUUCUAUUUAAAAUCGUGUCAAUAAAUGUAUAUAGAAA